UGGAUUAUUUGCUAUUCAUAUACUGGCCGCACUCAUGCAUGAGCAAAUAUAUCGUACGGCAGUAAAUGGCAUACUUACUCACGAAUGCAUGACUUAUAAUUAAACGCAUCCAUUUUUACAACUCAUGCAAGAGCCGUCAAGACAGAACAAUAAUUUAUUCCAAGUCAUUUACAUAUGCGCAUCAAAAAUGGAUUAUAAAACCGAAUUUCCGCACAUUUUUGCAAAAGAAUUGUGUAUUAAAGUAAAAAAAUUAAAUUUCGAUAAAGUUCAGCAAAAAACACCAGCACGCAUAACGCGAAGUUCCAAAAAAAAUUGUAAUGAAUUACAGUGGGUCAGAGUUAAGAACGGGAAAUAUAAAGGCGACAUUGCAAGAGUGUUGUUAAUUGAUGAAAAAAAAAGUGAAGUACAUGUCCAUUUAUUCCCACGGAUUGAUUUUGGUUUGGGGAAACGUUCACGCCGGCAACCCAUCAAACUGUUUGAUCCAGAAGCUAUAAGGAACGCCGGUGGUCAAGUUGCGUUCUAUGACAACUGUUGGAUCUGGAAUGAGUGCCAAUUUUCUCUUAACGGUCUAUUGAAGAAAACUUUUCAAAUUUCCGAUGUCGAGUACGAAGGACUAUUCAUAACAUUAGCAGAAAUGAAACGUUUCGAAUCGGCGGAAGAGUCACUAACAUCGACAACAAAUCUCCAGCUCAUGCGAACGAAUCAACAAAAGCGUAAAGAGGAGAGGGAGCACAUAACGAAACGUUCCAAUUCAGCGGAAGAGCCGCUGGCUCCAACAUCAAAUCCAAACAAAUCGCCAUUUAAUGAACAAGAGCAAGAGUUACACGCAUCAAAACGUUUCAAAGCAACGGAUUCAGUACAACCAAGUAAGAGAAAACGGAAACAGACUACAGCAAAAACGAGUCAGCUCUCGAUGAUAUUGCCGCCGGAUCUCUCGAAGUAUGCAAUCUGUUGGGUCAAAAUGAAGGGCUUCAGAGAUUGGCCAGGAGUCAUUGAAGACUCCAAUAAUGGAUACUAUUCAAUUCAUUUUUUUGGAGAUUAUACAACCGCUAAGGUGCACAAAAACAAAUUGACCAAUUUUUACGAAGGGUUCAGUAUGUUCCAUCACACAUUCGACUCUCCAAAGCUAUAUAAAGCUGUUCAGGAGGCGUCGAUUUGUUUGAUGGGUACUGCUAACCCUUCGUACUGUUUUGUGUGUUCUAUCCUUAAUUCAAGAAAAAACCGCGCCAUUAAUAACUAAAAAUAAAUAAUUUGAAAAAUAGAAUUAAGAAAAAAAAUA
Sitodiplosis mosellana (orange wheat blossom midge) is the source of this 1279-nucleotide messenger RNA. RefSeq lists its product as uncharacterized. Gene Ontology annotation, molecular function: mRNA binding. The record is from RefSeq and is a predicted model, not a curated record. Lineage: Eukaryota; Metazoa; Arthropoda; Insecta; Diptera; Cecidomyiidae. Gene Ontology annotation, biological process: regulation of transcription by RNA polymerase II; transcription elongation by RNA polymerase II; regulation of DNA-templated transcription elongation. Gene Ontology annotation, cellular component: DSIF complex. The coding region runs from base 125 to 1240 and encodes 371 amino acids. The transcript has 3 exons.